AUGUCUCGAGGCGGUCAGACGGAAAAAGCAGACAUGAAAGUUGAGGGUGGGCCAAUUGGGUGGGCGCGACAUCUGGACCAAGUUGCUGACUUCUGCGCUAGCAACCCGCGAACUCGCGCACCGUUCAAGCCGUCGAAGAAUCGAGGCACCAGCAGCUGGCAGCUGAAGCAGUAUGCCGAGGCCACACUCGGUAGCGGCAGUCUAAGGAAGGCUGUCAAGCUACCCGAAGGCGAGGACAAGGACGAGUGGCUUGCCGUCAAUGUCGUCGACUUCUACAACCAGAUCAACCUGCUCUAUGGCUCCAUCACAGAGUUCUGCUCGCCACAAAGCUGUCCUGAGAUGAAAGCGACCGACGAGUUUGAGUACCUCUGGCAAGAUUCCGAGAAUUACAAGAAGCCUACCAAGAUGCCCGCACCCGAAUACAUCGAACACCUCAUGGCAUGGAUACAGUCCAAUGUCGACAACGAGUCCAUGUUUCCCUCGCGCAUCGGCGUUCCCUUCCCCAAGACAUUUCCAGCGCUCAUCAGGAAUAUGUUCAAGCGUCUAUACCGCGUCUACGCACAUAUCUACUGCCACCACUACCCCGUCAUCAUCGAGUUGGGCCUGGAGCCUCAUCUCAACACCAGCUUCAAGCACUAUGUGCUGUUCAUAGACGAGCAUGGGCUGGCAAGUGGGAGCAAGGACUUCUGGGGACCGUUGGGUGAUUUGGUGGAGAGCAUGCUGAGAAGUGAUUGA
Molecule: messenger RNA, 735 nt
Organism: Alternaria ethzedia
Lineage: Eukaryota; Fungi; Ascomycota; Dothideomycetes; Pleosporales; Pleosporaceae
Gene: MOB11
Product: Maintenance of ploidy protein mob1
Exons: 4
Coding region: 1-735 (244 amino acids)
Biological process (GO): positive regulation of protein phosphorylation; cell division; signal transduction
Cellular component (GO): nucleus; cytoplasm
Molecular function (GO): protein kinase activator activity
Source: RefSeq, a predicted model, not a curated record